This is a messenger RNA of Meloidogyne enterolobii, 684 nucleotides long. NCBI's taxonomy places the organism in Eukaryota, Metazoa, Nematoda, Chromadorea, Rhabditida, Meloidogynidae. The record is from the annotation of a GenBank genome assembly.
UUUAUGGGUGGAUUUAAAGGAUUAAAGAAUUGCUCAUUUUGUGAAUACAAAAAUAAGUUGACUUCACAGGUUCGAAGACACGAAAGACAGGCACAUGGUGAUAAAGCAUUAGAAUGUACAAUUAAUGGUUGUGGUGCUAGAUUACCUUACAAUCGUCUAGCUAGGCAUGUUCGCGAAAAGCAUUGUUUAAAUAAUGAAAUGGAGAACCCAAAUUCUUCAACAAAACAAACAGAAGAAAUUGAAAAAGAGAAAAUCAACGACCAAAAUAACGAAGAAUUAAUAAAAACCGAAGAGGAAGGGGAGCAAUUCACUGAUAUUUCUUUAUUUGUAAAUAAAAAAGCUGCUUCAGGAGAAUUUACAUGCCCUCAAUGUGACAAAAAAUUUAAAACUGGGCGUUAUUUAAGAAAACAUUUUAAUCAAAUUCAUGGAGAUAUUAAAUACAAAAAAAGUAUUAAAGAGAAGAAAUAUUUGUGUAAUUGGCCUUUAUGUGAUAAAUCUUUUAUUUCUGCAAGUAAAUUAGAAGGACAUUUAAAUUCACACAAAGGCGAAAAACCUUAUGGAUGUGAACAUUGUGGAAAGAAUUUUUCUGUUAAAUAUGAAUUAAACAGGCAUUUACAAAAAUAUCAUUUGUUAAAACUUAGUCAAUUUACUGAAAAGAUUGAAGAAUUGUUGGACAAUAAUUGA